CAUAACAAAAAUCAUGCGAAAAAUGUAAUAUUUACACAAAUAAACACCAAACAAAAUCUUAUAUCAAUAUGUAUACUUCACAACGAAAACGCUGCAUUAGGGCGACGACGUUUCCAAACACCACAAGCCAGAAAAUGUUUACAAAAACAAUAUUUAUAUUAUUAAUUUCGGUGCUAAAUGUUUGUGGUCUAGGCGUGUAUGAAAAUGGGUUAAAUUUUGAAGUUACAACGAAGCCACACAAUGAAGAGAUACCAUCGGGCAUAUGUCAAGUCUAUUAUGGUACAAUAUGUGAGAAAUUCUUAAAGAACCAAAAUGUCUUUGUACCACCAAAUCUUUCACUCAACGAAAUCGAAGAACGUUUGAAGGCGGCCUAUGGUGUCAUAAAGGAAUCAAAGGAUAUGAAUCCAAAUUGUCGCGUUUACGCACUGCCCAGCCUCUGUUUCAGUUCACUGCCACUCUGCCGUACACCAGAACGCACAAAUUUACUUUAUUUCUCAAAUCGUGCCGCACAAAAAGAACGCAGCAAAUCAAAAAAAUCUAACUCCACACAUGAUACAACGAGUGCGAGUACAGAAAAUCAUAUCACCGGUUAUCGCCGGCCACGUUUUCUCGAUAAAAAUUUAAAAGAUCGUCGUUCCUUUUUAAAGCGUAAAUCAACCCUAGCCUAUGACGAUGUGUUCUCUGCUGAAAUCUCAAGUCGUUAUCCGCCAACAAGAGAAUCCGAAAAUCUACGCCGAAUAUGCCGUGACGAAUGUGAAUUGUUAGAGAAUGAAUUGUGUCAAAAGGAGUAUGCCAUUGCUAAACGUCAUCCAGUGUUGGGUCAAAAAUUACCCUUGGAAGAAUGUCAAAGUUUACCACGUCACGAUGAUUGUGCAUCGUUGGGCAUUACAAUCGAUGUGAAUCCCGAACAAGAUUGUUAUUGGGAGAAUGGUGCUGGGUAUCGUGGUACUUUGGCGGUAUCAGGCACGGGUAAGCAAUGUUUACGUUGGUCUUCGUUAAUGAAGGAGAUCUCCGAUUAUCCGGAAUUGGCGGGCCAAAAUUAUUGCAGAAACCCUGGCAAUGUUGAAGAACGUCCGUGGUGUUUUGUGGAUGAUAAGUCAUUUGAAAAAAUUAUCGAAUUAUGUGAAAUACCAAAAUGUGCGGAUAAAAUGUGGUUUUAUAUCUUUGUCACAAUUGGUACCGUAAUUGGCUGCGUUAUUUUCUAUAUUGUAUAUGUUUGUAUGAAAAGGCGUCGCAAUGGUGGCAUGACAAACAUCCAAAAUAUCAAUACACCAAAUGCGGAUAAAAAUAUCUAUGGAAAUUCCCAAGUCAACUCAUCGUUGGAAAUGACACGCUUAAAUAGUAAUAAUACAAAUAAUGAACAACAAUCAAUGUUUUCACAAAAUUUGGAACGAAGUUCACUACUCAGAGUACCACAAUAUACACUACAGGAUUUGGAAUUCGUUGAGGAAUUGGGGGAGGGUGCAUUUGGUAAAGUGUAUAAGGGUCAAUUGACCCAAGUGAGUGGUGAGAAAAUAUUUGUUGCAGUCAAAGCAUUAAAAGAGAAUGCAUCACUCAAAACACAACAAGAUUUUCGACGAGAAAUCGAAUUAAUAUCCGAUUUGAAACAUGAUAAUAUUGUUUGCAUUUUGGGUGUGGUGCUAAAUAAGGAACCAUAUUGUAUGCUCUUUGAGUAUAUGUCCAAUGGUGAUCUACAUGAAUUUCUUAUUGCUAAUUCACCAAGUGAAAAUAAAUCACUUACACAAUUGGAUUUCCUGAAGAUCUCACUGCAGAUUAGCGAAGGCAUGGAGUAUUUAUCGAAUCAUCAUUAUGUACAUCGCGAUUUGGCGGCAAGGAAUUGUUUGGUUGGAGAUAAAUUGACAGUAAAAAUAUCAGAUUUUGGUCUAUCAAGAGAUAUUUAUAGCUCUGAUUAUUACAGAGUACAAUCAAAAUCGCUUUUGCCAGUUCGAUGGAUGCCAUCUGAAUCGAUUUUAUAUGGCAAAUUUACCACCGAGAGUGAUGUUUGGUCUUUCGGUGUUGUAUUAUGGGAAAUUUAUAGUUAUGGCAUGCAGCCUUACUAUGGUCACAGUAAUCAAGAGGUUAUAAAUUUGGUACGUUCAAGACAAUUACUAUCCUGUCCAGAAGCGUGCCCUACAGCUGUUUAUUCCCUUAUGAUUGAAUGCUGGCAUGAACAAUCUGUGCGGCGACCAUCCUUCUCAGAGAUAGCACAUCGUUUGAAGGUGUGGUAUCAAGGACAAUUGAAAUUGAAUUCCACGCCGACACUAACAAUUAAAUCUUCCCCGAAUACUUGAGAUUUACUAAUUUAACAAUACAUUUAUACAAACAAAAAA
This is a messenger RNA of Ceratitis capitata (Mediterranean fruit fly), 2330 nucleotides long. RefSeq names its product tyrosine-protein kinase transmembrane receptor Ror (gene Ror). Lineage: Eukaryota; Metazoa; Arthropoda; Insecta; Diptera; Tephritidae. The record is from RefSeq and is a predicted model, not a curated record. Bases 69 to 2291 code for a protein of 740 amino acids. Gene Ontology annotation, molecular function: transmembrane receptor protein tyrosine kinase activity; ATP binding; protein binding. Gene Ontology annotation, cellular component: membrane; signaling receptor complex. The transcript is spliced from 9 exons. Gene Ontology annotation, biological process: cell surface receptor protein tyrosine kinase signaling pathway; positive regulation of kinase activity; multicellular organism development.